AGGAGUUCGGCAAGUCUGCACCAAGUACAGCUGGGAAGCUGUACUAUUACCUUUGCAGGUGAAGCUGAAAAGACAACACUGAUUUCACAAUGGGCUCCAUCAGUGAAGCAAAUGCAGAAUUUGCUUUUGAUGUAUUCAAAGAGCUGAAAGUCCACCAUGUUAACGACAACAUCUUCUACUCCUCCUUGAGCAUCCUUUCAGCCCUGGCCAUGGUCUAUCUGGGAGCAAGAGGUAACACUCAGUCUCAGAUGCAGAAGGUUCUUCACUUUGAUAACGUCACAGGAGUUGGAGACACUAUUGACUCUGAGUGUGGCACUUCUGAAUACAUCCAUAAUGCAUUCAAGGAUCUUCUCUCAGACCUCACCAUGCCGAAUGCUACAUACUUACUGAAGAUGGCUGACAAACUCUAUAUUGAAAAAACAUACCCCAUUCUUCCGGAAUACUUAAAGUGUGCAAAGAAAUUCUACAAAGCAGGGAUGGAAGAAGUUGACUUCAAAACAGCUGCAGAGGAAGCAAGACAGCUUAUUAAUUCUUGGGUGGAGAAAGAGACAAAUGGACAGAUCCAAGACUUCCUUGUGGCAGGCUCUGUUGAUCCAGAUACUACACUGGUCCUUGUGAAUGCCGUUUACUUCAAAGGGAUAUGGAAGACAGCAUUUAAAGAAGAAGACACUCGGGAAGUGCCCUUCAGUGUGACAGAGCAAGAAAGCAGACCUGUGCAAAUGAUGUGUCAGAACAGUACCUUCAAAAUGGGAACUGUGCCUUCAGAGAAAAUUAAGAUCCUGGAGCUGCCGUAUGCCAGUGGAAAGCUGAGCAUGCUGGUGCUGUUGCCUGAUGAUGUCUCUGGUCUGGAGCAGAUUGAGAAAAAAAUUAACUUUGACAAAUUCAAGGAGUGGACCAGUCCCAGUGUUAUGGAAAAGAAGAGAGUGAAAGUGUACCUCCCAAAAAUGAAGAUUGAGGAAAAAUACAACCUCAUAGCUGUGUUAAAGGCCUUAGGUAUGACUGACCUGUUCAGCUCUUCAGCUGAUCUGUCUGGCAUCUCUUCCGCAAAGAGCCUGAAGAUAUCAGAGGCUGUCCAUAGGUCAUACAUGGAAGUCAAUGAAGAGGGCACUGAGAUGGGUGGCUCAGCAGAUGUGAUUGGAGACAUCAAACAAUCUUCUGAGUUUGAAGAGUUUAAGGCUGACCGCCCUUUCCUUUUCUUCAUCAAACAUAAUCCAACCAACAUCAUCCUUUUUGUUGGUAAAUAUUGCUCUCCCUAAGAAAAAAAGGAGCUGGAAAUAAAGCUUGUCUUCCCCUCAGAAACAGAUCCCCUUUACUGUAGGAUUGUAGUAUAAUCUCAUCUCUUCAAUAUUUUCUCCAAAUGGAAAGCCUUCAAUAUCUAGUGAGAUGUCCUUGAAGAAGUGUAUGACUUUUCAGAUGUUUAGGUGCAGGUAUUUCUGCUCACACCACUUGUAUUCAGGACUUAUAUCCAAGAUUGAAUGAAAAUUACAGGAGAUAGUUUAGGAAUAUCUCCCAUCACCAUUGAAUAACUUGAGAGACAGGCUAGUGUUCUGACUUUUGUGUGAAAUACUUCCACUUUAAUUGACAAUCUGGUUUCUGUAUAGGAGGUUAGUGAAAGAAACACAGCUUUCAGAAUAACCCAGUUCCUUUCUGGACAGCCACCAUUGAAUUGAUGCCUGGGAAACUUGCAGACAUAAUCUGUGCUUUAGCAAAGCAUUCUUCUUCCAGGAAUGCAUGUGGGCUUCUUUGUGCUGCAUGUUAGUAUAAGGCUGUGUCUCUCUGUGCCUGUGUCUGUCUCUCUUGUUCUGAAGAAACAUCUAGAAAGUCUACCAUUUCUUCAUAUAUUAUCAUCUCCAAAUACAAUAUCUUCCUGACAGAUAUAAUUUCCCAUCUUCAUUGCAGUGACAUACCAUUGAUUUUGUGAAUGUUAAUUGGUGGUCCUUCUAUUUAUUCUAAUAAAAGCAUUGCAAAAUAAACAUGUCAUUGUCAUUACCUAUUCUGGGUUACUGCACCACACAAGCUGAAACAUACGAUAUAGUGGGUAGUGGGACAGAAGUAGGUUAGAAUAGGAUUCGGAUCUUAUUUUCAAAACCAAAAUGUACCCAUAUAGCCACUAAAGAGCUUUUGAGCUUAAGCAAGGUAAACCCUAUAGCUCCUUUUCUUACCUUCAGCUUAUGUCCAUAUGGCACAUCAAUAACUAAUUUUGCUAUUGUAUCCCCAGACAGCUUUAAAAGACUUCCUCUGUAA
This is a messenger RNA of Neopsephotus bourkii (Bourke's parrot), 2244 nucleotides long. RefSeq names its product ovalbumin-related protein Y-like. The transcript is spliced from 8 exons. Gene Ontology annotation, molecular function: serine-type endopeptidase inhibitor activity. Gene Ontology annotation, biological process: negative regulation of endopeptidase activity. The record is from RefSeq and is a predicted model, not a curated record. Lineage: Eukaryota; Metazoa; Chordata; Aves; Psittaciformes; Psittacidae. Bases 90 to 1256 code for a protein of 388 amino acids.